Pongo pygmaeus (Bornean orangutan) is the source of this 8991-nucleotide messenger RNA. It is a transcript of the gene MRTFB, whose product is annotated as myocardin related transcription factor B. NCBI's taxonomy places the organism in Eukaryota, Metazoa, Chordata, Mammalia, Primates, Hominidae. The transcript is spliced from 18 exons. Bases 338 to 3637 code for a protein of 1099 amino acids. Gene Ontology annotation, biological process: positive regulation of transcription by RNA polymerase II; smooth muscle cell differentiation. Gene Ontology annotation, molecular function: transcription coactivator activity. Gene Ontology annotation, cellular component: nucleus. The record is from RefSeq and is a predicted model, not a curated record.
GCGCGGCGGCGGCGGGAGCGGCGGCGGCGGCGGCGGCGGCCGGGGAGGUUCACAAUAAAGGUGCUAAGAAAGAGAAUGUAAGACAGGAAAAUAAUUAAAUAUUCUUACCGAGAUCACUCCUGUAAACUCUUACAAGAGAUGUUUAUAAAACACUUGGAACAAUACAGAUUGUACUAAGAAAAUGUGCUUUGAUCAACUCUGGAGAUACAAAGCAGGAAACUUAAUAAAUCAAGUCCUAUUUGUGAAUGGAAAGGACUGGAAGUUCACCUUAAAAUGUCUUCAAUAGGCCGCGUUUAAGAGGCGUCUUGCACUCCCUGUUGCCAGUGGCUGGAACACAAUGGAUCACACAGGGGCGAUAGACACCGAGGAUGAAGCGGGACCUUUAGCCCAUCUUGCUCCAAGUCCUCAGAGUGAAGCUGUGGCUCAUGAAUUCCAGGAACUCUCCUUGCAGUCCAGUCAAAACUUACCCCCUCUGAACGAAAGGAAAAAUGUGCUCCAGCUGAGGCUGCAACAAAGGAGGACGAGAGAACAACUAGUGGACCAGGGCAUCAUGCCACCUUUGAAGAGCCCAGCGGCAUUCCAUGAACAGAUAAAAAGCUUGGAACGAGCCAGAACCGAAAACUUUUUGAAACACAAGAUUCGGAGUCGACCAGAUCGUUCUGAACUUGUCAGGAUGCACAUUUUAGAAGAAACAUUUGCAGAGCCAUCCCUGCAGGCUACUCAGAUGAAGCUGAAAAGAGCUCGACUAGCAGAUGAUCUGAAUGAAAAGAUUGCUCAAAGACCUGGUCCUAUGGAGCUGGUAGAGAAAAACAUCCUUCCUGUGGACUCCAGUGUUAAAGAAGCAAUUAUAGGCGUUGGGAAAGAGGACUAUCCCCACACUCAGGGCGAUUUCUCAUUUGAUGAAGACAGCAGUGACGCUUUGUCUCCAGACCAGCCUGCGAGUCAGGAGUCACAGGGGUCAGCCGCGUCCCCAAGUGAGCCAAAAGUUAGUGAAUCGCCAUCUCCUGUGACUACAAACACUCCAGCCCAGUUUGCUUCAGUGUCCCCAACAGUUCCUGAAUUCUUGAAAACUCCUCCAACUGCAGAUCAGCCUCCCCCACGGCCUGCAGCUCCUGUCCUCCCCACAAACACUGUGUCCUCAGCAAAGCCUGGCCCAGCACUGGUGAAGCAAAGCCAUCCCAAGAAUCCAAAUGACAAACACCGUAGCAAAAAGUGCAAAGAUCCCAAACCACGGGUAAAGAAGUUAAAGUACCACCAAUACAUUCCACCAGAUCAGAAGGGUGAGAAGAACGAGCCGCAGAUGGACUCCAACUACGCCCGCCUGCUCCAGCAGCAGCAGCUGUUCCUGCAGCUGCAGAUCCUGAGUCAGCAGAAGCAGCACUACAACUACCAGACCAUCCUGCCUGCACCAUUCAAGCCACUCAAUGACAAAAAUAGUAACAGUGGGAAUUCAGCUUUGAACAAUACCACACCUAACACACCAAGACAGAAUACAUCUGCUCCUGUGAGAAAGCCAGGACCUCUGCCUUCUAGCCUGGAUGACUUAAAGGUAUCAGAACUGAAGACAGAACUGAAGUUAAGGGGUCUGCCAGUGUCAGGCACCAAACCGGACCUCAUUGAGCGCCUGAAACCCUACCAGGAAGUGAACAGCAGCGGCCUUGCUGCUGGGGGCAUCGUGGCAGUGUCAUCGUCAGCCAUUGUCACCAGUAACCCAGAAGUCACUGUGGCCUUGCCGGUUACAACACUACACAACACUGUGACUAGCUCAGUCUCUACUCUCAAGGCAGAAUUGCCACCUACAGGAACCAGCAACGCAACCCGUGUGGAAAAUGUUCAUUCCCCUCUGCCCAUUUCACCGUCUCCCUCCGAACAGUCCAGUCUCAGUACUGAUGACACAAACAUGACAGACACUUUCACCGAGAUUAUGACCAUGAUGUCGCCUUCACAGUUCUUGAGUUCAUCUCCUUUGAGAAUGACAAAUAAUGAAGACAGUCUGAGUCCCACCAGCAGCACUCUGUCAAACCUGGAACUGGAUGCAGCCGAGAAGGAUCGCAAGCUUCAGGAGAAAGAGAAGCAAAUCGAAGAGCUGAAGAGGAAACUGGAACAAGAGCAAAAGCUCGUGGAAGUGCUGAAAAUGCAACUUGAGGUUGAAAAACGAGGGCAGCAGCAGAGGCCCCUGGAAGCGCAGCCCAGUGCCCCAGGUCAUUCUGUCAAGUCAGAUCAGAAGCACGGCAGCCUUGGCUCCUCCAUCAAAGAUGAGGCCUCACUCCCUGACUGCUCCAGCUCCAGGCAGCCCAUCCCAGUAGCCAGCCACGCUGUAGGCCAGCCCGUCUCUACAGGUGGCCAGACCCUUGUUGCCAAAAAGGCUGUAGUUAUCAAGCAAGAGGUCCCUGUGGCCCAGGCAGAGCAGCAGAGUGUCGUCUCGCAGUUUUAUGUGAGUUCCCAGGGACAGCCACCGCCUGCUGUUGUUGCUCAGCCCCAGGCUUUACUGACCACGCAGACUGCUCAGCUGCUGCUCCCAGUGUCCAUCCAGGGCUCGAGUGUCACCUCAGUGCAACUCCCUGUAGGCAGCCUCAAACUCCAGACUUCACCACAAGCAGGAAUGCAGACUCAGCCUCAGAUAGCAACUGCUGCACAAAUACCAACUGCUGCCUUGGCCUCAGGCUUGGCCCCAACUGUACCUCAGACACAAGACACGUUCCCACAGCAUGUGCUCAGUCAGCCUCAACAAGUCAGAAAGGUUUUCACAAACUCAGCAUCAUCAAAUACAGUUCUUCCAUAUCAGAGACAUCCUGCCCCAGCUGUCCAGCAGCCCUUUAUCAAUAAGGCCUCCAACAGCGUUCUUCAAUCCAGAAAUGCUCCGCUUGCAUCCCUGCAAAAUGGACCUAACACACCCAACAAGCCUAGUUCACCCCCGCCACCCCAGCAAUUUGUCGUCCAGCACUCUCUAUUUGGGAGCCCAGUCGCCAAGACAAAAGAUCCCCCCCGCUAUGAGGAGGCCAUCAAGCAGACACGCAGCACACAGGCCCCCCUGCCAGAGAUUUCCAACACACACAGUCAGCAGAUGGAUGACCUCUUUGAUAUCCUCAUUAAGAGUGGAGAGAUCUCCCUCCCCAUAAAAGAAGAACCUUCUCCUAUUUCCAAAAUGAGACCAGUGACAGCCAGCAUCACCACAAUGCCAGUGAAUACAGUGGUGUCCCGGCCACCACCCCAAGUCCAAAUGGCACCACCUGUAUCUUUAGAACCUAUGGGCAGUUUAUCUGCCAGCUUAGAGAACCAACUAGAAGCUUUCUUGGAUGGAACUUUACCCUCAGCCAAUGAAAUUGCUCCACUACAAAGCAGCAGUGAAGACAGAGAGCCCUUCUCUCUGAUCGAGGACCUCCAGAAUGAUCUGCUGAGUCACUCAGGUAUGCUGGACCAUUCACACUCACCCAUGGAGACUUCCGAGACCCAGUUUGCUGCAGGUACUCCCUGUCUGUCUCUUGACCUGUCAGACUCAAACUUGGACAACAUGGAGUGGUUGGACAUUACCAUGCCCAACUCCUCUUCAGGACUCACUCCUCUCAGCACCACUGCGCCGAGCAUGUUCUCCGCUGACUUUCUAGACCCACAGGACCUACCGCUACCAUGGGACUAACAUCACAGAUUUCUUUUCUGAGAGUUGAUGAGGUUUAAGAACAUGAAGAUUCUAAAAGGUCAGUUUUUAGAGACAGAUCUAUAGUUGCAUUGUUGCAAUCAAAAUAUGUUGUCACAGAAAGAAUAGGUGGAAGGUCAUAGCCUGGAACCCAAGUUUGAAAACAUUUCAUUGUGUUCGGUAGUGAAUUUCUACAGUUUAACAUAGCACAGGGCCUUCUGAAAAUCACACUUGUCAAAGACGACUCAUCUAUUUCUCCAGACUUCAGUAAAGAAGUCUGUUUAGAUAAAAACAAAGAAGUCUGUUUGUUUAGAUAAAAACAAAGAAGAGUCAUAUAUGCAGCACAGUGACGUUAGGAUUCUGGUAAUUAACUACAUUUAAAUCUCUCUGGUCACUUUAAGACCCUAAUAAAAAGGCAGACAGCUCCACUCAAAAACUAAGGCUGAUGCGAGGGAGGUGAGAGGUCACUGCACUUGGUACUUCCUAGAGAUGGCCGGAGCCAGGCCCGAGACACAGCAGAGGUCAAAGGCAGUGGAGAGCCUUGGCCAGUUCAGUGACAGCUUCCGGCUGAAGACUUUUGGUUCUAUUCAGAAACCUGUGUCAUUUUUUUGGUGGUGUAGUUUAUUUUGUGAUUUUUGGAAUCGUACUUUAUAUUUCCAAAUUUAAAUUUAAAUGCAAGAUCUUUCAACAUAAACAGAAGAUACCUACAAAAUACUGUCAGAAGUCCAGGUAUACUGAUAACACUGAAAAUUCUAUUAGCAACCUUCUGGGUUGGUUAGAUUGAUUUUAAUGUAUAUAUUAGACAUUUGUAUGUGUGCUCUGACAUUGUGAUUUGUACAGCCUAUGUUGGGGUAAAGAAAUGGGUAUCCAAGGUCCUACUUUUUUAAUAGCUCGAAUAUUUCUAGACUACUUGAGCCACAUGUAUUUCUGUAUUUAAAGAAUUGCUGACUAACUUUCAGGUAACCACACCCAUCUCAAAGAACCAAGAAAAGGCUUUAGCAUGAAAUAUCUUUCUGAGCUGGUGAGUUAGAAGAAUGGAAGGUAAGGGGAAGGUCUGUCAUCUACCCAGGACAUUCCCAUGAUGAGUACAGGUCAGACUGUGCCACGAGGUGGGCCUCCACGUCCCCUCCCUGGCCCUCUUUCUUCUGUCACUAACCCUGGUUAUCAUUUUACAGGCUUGUAACUGGAUAUUCUACCAGAGCUCUCACUAUAUUGUCAAGCCUAAGAUUGAAAAACUGGAGGCUUUAUUAGUGUUUUUAUAUAGAAAACAGUUAUUACAUAUUUGUUAAGUCAAGUCAUUUCUUAAGAAUUUUCUAAAAUGCCAACUAUCACAGGAUUAUUUCAAGCUAGUCAUUGAGGUAUAUGACAACAUGUAAAUAACAAAAAACUGAAAUCUACCAAAAGAGCAUGGAGGUUUUUCUUAAAUAAUAAUAUUGUGCUCUCCACCUCACCCUUGUGUAAACCCUCAGGUCAGGUUGUUUCCCCUGGGUCACAAAAUGGUAAAUGUUCCACACUGACAUGCCAGAGGCAGCCUGACCCGUUAUUUGGAAAGAAUUUGUGAAUUAUUUCUGGGUUUGUGUUUUGCCUAAGAGCUGAUCUUAUUUCUGAUUUGGGUGUGUGGUUUAUAAAUUUUACUACGUGUAACAAAAGUCUGCUUUUCCAGCAUGAGCACACUGGAGCCCUCUGCUCACUGGCACUUCCUGACUCCAAGGCACUAACAGUGCUCAUGUGCCUUCCAGACGGUUCAAGGCAGAGGCCACUGUGCUCAGUGUAGUCUGUGAUGAAUAGUUUAAGUGUUCAGAAAUUGGUAAACCAACGCAUGGGAUACAGUAACUCUCUGUUAACCAGAACACCAUCAUUUGACCAAGCCCUACAAGAGUUUACCACACUAGAUGUUCUGUGAAUCCUCGAGUCAGUUCCAUUGAGAGAGGCCUGUCUCCAGGGCCAGGCUAUUUACUUGAGAAAGUAUUUUUCUUACAGUUCUUGGCCACAGUUUUUUUGCUGAGGGUUUCUGUCUGGGCCUAUCAGGUCCAUACUUAGACCCUGAGCAUCUUCUUCAUUCAGAUUUGAAUGGCUUAUUAAAUUAGCACCAAAUAUCAGUGGGACUGUAGAAGGUAACCGAACACUAGUAGCAUUGACUCUCAUUGAAUAACUUUAUAUUUCCAUAAUCCUGAAUUGUGUAGAUAGUUUUCUAGCUCUCGGGUCCCUUUAUUGCAUUUUAAAAUAGGGUUUGAAACAUGCCACAGGAAGGUUGCUCUCCAAAAAUACACAGUGCAGUGCAAGAAAAUGCUAUCUCAUUAGCCUACUCUCCUAUGAAUUGCUAAAGUGCCCACCUCACAUAUGUGUUUAAACCUUUAUAAACCAGUAUUUCACUUUUAAAAAGACAAGGCAUCUCUACCCAUUAACUCUGCAAGCCACUCCACUUGCACCAUUCCGCUUGACCCUCCCCUCUCCUGGCUUGGGUCACCAGCCAGGCACCUGUGACACAAGUGCUGCUCUCCAGGAUCUCCACAUGUUCCAGGUUAGAGUGAGGACACGCUAUGUGCUCACAUUCAUGUGACAUGACCAAAGAUGAUACUCUGUAAACAAGGCCCCUCUGACCUGACUCAGUGCGUGUGAUGGUGAGUGCAAUGAGGAAGGGUGGAUGUUGACUAAAGACUGGUUGUUGUUGUUGUUUAGGUUAUUGUCACAGCCAUUACAGCACAAGUCAAAGUCGCCAGUUGAAUUUUCAUUAUGCACGUGUGUGGUUUAAGCAGUGGUACUGUUUUAUAUCAUAUUGCAAAGUAUCAUACUGCCAAGAAGAUAACUCCUAGAAAGGCAUUAUCUCACAUCCCCAUCUUACUUUCCUACAUGUUCUCAAAACACAGUAGUAUCAGCCUUACCUUUCUGCUGUAUAGAGAUAAUGAGAUCAUCCUACUGGGGGUGGGAUGAAUUUAAAAAGUUAUACCAAAAUUUCUGUAAAGUCUUUGAAAGUCUAGGAGUAUGUGGUCAUCUUGUACAUUUCAGCAAAGCAUCCACUAGGAAACCUCAUAGGACAGUGUUAGUGGUUCACGUUCUAGUGUUUUUCCUGAAAUGUGCAAUCUACUGUAUAGUAUUGCCACAUAAUUGUACAUAGAUGUAUUCUGAAUUUGUGGAAUUUCUUGCUUAGAUACUAUUGUGUUUGUUUCAUAUGAAUAUUUUUGUAAUUCUAAAAGAGAUCUUAUUUAAAUUUCCUUUUUAAAAGCCGCAUGGUUCUGUGAUCCAUGUAACUGACACUUUUUGGCUUUCAGUGCUGUUUAGAAACAGUGGCAAAGGCAGGGUGGUGUUGCCUGCAAGCUGCUGCCUAUGGAAGGCAAAGUCAUAGUAAUGAGAUAGCACCUCUGAACUGUGCAGUCAGCAUACCCUGAGUGAUGGCUCAGGGGUGCACUACCUAUUUUGUCACCAGAGCUGACUCAGGCUUCCUGGACCCUCAGCCCCAGAUCAUUCCAGGCAGCAUAGCUUUCUUCAGAGUCCUUUCAGAAUUCCCAGGCUGAAAUCAGCCACAGCAGUUGACAAAAUAGCUGUCCCCACAAGUGAUGGGAUAGUCCCUUUACUGUCCUCAAAUGGACUUGGCCUUAGAGACGUGGUAAAGCACUUUGGCAGGAUUUAAAAUAUUUGUGAGAAGCCCACAUUUCAGUAUACAUCCUCACCGGCCUCCAUGCACCCACCUGCCGGUAGCCUCACAGAAGUCCUGGCUGUCACUCAGGUGGGGAGCUCAUGGUGCCGCUGGGGACUUUUUAGAGAAAUGUAAAGAGAAUAGCUAUUCAGUGUCUACCAGCAGAGCAACACGUGUCAAUUUAACCAAAUUCACAAAUAACUCCAUUUUUCAAUAUCUGCUACUGUAAACAUGAAUAUUGAGUACUGACAAGAGAAUACCCAUACAAAUCGUCCCACCGCCCUAGAGGCCACAAAAUUAGCCCAAAAUUAUCAAAGAACGUUAACUGGAAGGUCAGGUUUUUCAAAGAACAUAGCUUACAAGUGCAUCAGUGUGUAUCUGGAGAGCAUCCUAACUGCAUUUCAACUCAUCUUUUAAGUGAUUUCAGUCAAAACUGGAAAACAACUAAGAUGUAGUAAUUUUUUUUUCCUGGUUCAAACCUUCAAUAACUUGCUCAUUCAGCAGUCUCUCUGAGCUACAUUUUUAUUUGUAAAGUGACUCUGUCUGCAUGGCAAUAAGCAGGUGCGUGUUUUUUCCACAUUCGCCCUUUCUUGCAAUAUCCAAGGAAACACAUCAUUACAAAGGGUUUCUACCUGAAAUCUUUCAUGGAAGGCCUACAAUUCAAAAAGCUGCACAUGUUUACAGAAGAGCUCUUACCCUCCAUGCAAACACUUUGCUCUGUGAUGUCACAGCUUUGUGACAAUAAGAUGGCAAUCUCGGAUCUACAAGGUGCUGUCGGGAAUCAAAUAAAAUAUGUUAUCAGAGAUAUCAUCACAUCUAUAGUGUUUAACAGAGCUUUAUGCCAACUACUAAGACAAAGCUUUAACAAAGUUUAUAGAAUACUGAAACUCGUAACAAUUACCUCUCUACAUGAUGCUGUAAGGAAUCUUGCUAAUUUGGUAGGAAGAGGAAGCAUUUAGGAAAGGGUUUAGUAUCUACCAAAAGUACUUGACCUCAAGUAACCAAUAGUAAUGCAAACUUGCUUUAAAGGAACCAAAGGCAUUGCCAAGUAUUUGCCAAAAGGAGGCACUUUUUAUUUAAAAUUUGAGACUAAUGAGAUCUCAAAAAUCAGUCCCAAAAAGAUAUUAUCCAUUUAAGGUUAUAAUUUUCACAAAGAUGUAGAUAUUUCUCUUAUUGUUUUCAUGUGAAAUAGUAUAGAGUUGUUUUGUUGGUUUAAGAAUAACAUUCAGUAGUAAUACAAAGUUUUUUUUCUAUGUAGAAAUUAGUUUUCUUCUUUUCUUGCUUGCAAUAGAAAUGCAAUGUGAUAGGUGUUUCUCUUCUUAUUUUCAUUGUCACAUUAUGUCUUAGCAUCUCACUUUAUGAAAAAAAGGAGAAAGAUACCAAUCUACAGAGCCCUGCUUGUUGAAGCACUAGUUUAAUCAACAAAAAAUUAUGGCAAUCGGGGGUCCAUUCAUGUAUUGCCUUUAUGUUGUUUUUUAAAAGAAAAACCAUGAUGCCUUUGUAUUUGCUGUUUGCACCCCUGAAAUCAAUUCCAUAUCAUGUUUGAAUGCCAUACAUUUUGCACAUGUACUGUACAUAGGUAAUGCAUACUGUAUUUUUAUAUGUGUGCACAUUUAUCAUCAGAUCUUUUGUACAUAGUGGCAGUAUUGUAGCUGAUCGGGAAAUGUUUGAUAUCUCAGCAAUUUUGCAUUUUUGUGUCUCAAAUAAAAGACAUUUUGAUGUA